Molecule: messenger RNA, 1992 nt
Organism: Knipowitschia caucasica
Lineage: Eukaryota; Metazoa; Chordata; Actinopteri; Gobiiformes; Gobiidae
Source: the annotation of a GenBank genome assembly
AUGCCAUCAGCCAGGAACUCAGGAAGUAUUAUGAGCGGGGUGAGCUGCAAAGCAAACGGAGCUGUGUACCCCUCCUCAUCAGCAGCGAUGAACUCUGUGAAGAAGCCCAAGAUGGAGCAGAUUCAGGCCGACCAUGAGCUCUUCCUACAGGCCUUUGAAAAACCUACUCAAAUAUACAGAUUUCUUCGCACAAGGAACAUAAUUGCACCUAUAUUCUUGCACAGAACUUUAACUUUCAUGUCUCAUAGAAAUACUCGAAUAAACAAAAAAAGAAAAUCAUUCAAAGUGGAUGAUUUGAUGAAGAAGGUGGAAAAGAUGAAGGGACACCCUGACUCACCCAACAUGUCUUCACAUUUACAGCUAACAUUCACUGGAUUCUUCCAUAAGGACGAAAAGCCAUCACAACAUUCAGAAAAUGACCAGAGUUCAGUUUCUUUAGAGGUGCUUCUUGUAAAAGUCUGCCAUAAAAAAAGAAAGGAUGUCAGUUGUCCAGUUAAGCAAGUGCCUACAGUUGUCUCUAGCAAUGAGUUUGAGCCCAGCAACAGCCACAUGGUGAAGUCGUAUUCGCUCCUGUUUAAAGUGUCGCGUACAGGAAAAAAGAAUAGCAGUAAUCUGGUCAAUGGUCAGGCCAAUGAGAAUGUUGAUGUUACUGAUAUACCAAGUAGAAAGAAGCGAAGUUCUUCACAUAGAGAAGAAUGUGAUAUGUGUGAGACGUUUAUUGCACAAAUGACUGUUUUUGAUAAAAACAGACGAUUGCAGCUGCUGGAUGGAGAAUAUGAAGUGUCAAUGCAAGGAAUGGAAGACAGCCCUGUAAGUAAGAAGCGUGCUACAUGGGAGACCAUUCUGGACGGAAAGAGGCUUCCACCUUUUGAGACCUUUUCUCAGGGACCCACUUUACAGUUUACACUGCGAUGGACCGGUGAUGCCAAUGGAAAACCUGUUGGUUCUGUGGCCAGACCCCUCUCUACCCGCAACUCAGACACUUUCACUCCCAUGGAAACCAGGAACAGCAACCACAGAGCACUUAUGAUGAAGGAGUCUGUCAAUGCAGAUCUUCAUUCAAAAAAAGAUCAUUCCCAGUUGGAACCACGGCAGAAACUGAGAAUAUUUUAUCAGUUUUUAUAUAACAACAACACAAGGCAGCAGACGGAGGCCAGAGAUGACCUUCACUGUCCUUGGUGUACGUUGAACUGCAGAAAGCUCUACAGCCUACUUAAACACCUCAAACUCUCGCACUCACGCUUCAUCUUCAACUAUGUGCCUCAUCCCAAAGGAGCAAGGAUAGAUGUGUCCAUCAAUGAAUGUUAUGACGGCUCAUAUGUUGGAAACCCUCAGGACAUCCACAGCCAGCCAGGUUUUGCUUUUAGCCGUAAUGGACCUGUGAAGAGAACAGCAGUCACUCACAUACUGGUUUGCAGACCCAAAAGGACCAAGCCAAGUCUGUCAGAGUUCCUGGAGUCUGAAGAUCCAGAGUCGGAGCAGCAGAGGACGUACGUGAGUGGACACAACAGACUGUACUUCCAUAGUGACAGCUGUAUGCCGCUGCGGCCGCAGGAGAUGGAGGAGGACAGUGAGGACGAGCGCGACCCCGACUGGCUCCGAGAGAAAACUGCAACGCAACUGGAUGAGUUCACUGAUGUGAAUGAGGGAGAGAAGGAGGUGAUGAAGCUUUGGAACUUGCAUGUUAUGAAGAGCGGCUUUAUCGCUGACAACCAGAUGAGUCAGGCCGUAAUGCUGUUUGUGGAGAGCUGUGGCACCCACAUCGUGAGGCGUAACCUGUGCCGUAAUGUCCUCCUUCACCUCGUCAGCAUGCAUGACUUUAACCUGGUCAACACCUCCACCAUCGACCGCGCUAUGACUCAGCUGAGAAUGAAGAAAGAGGAGCUGAAGGACACUGAGGGGCAGGAGCCACUGCUGGAAGCCUGCAAUGGCACAGCGCUCACCUCCUGUGGCAAACAGGGCACGAGAACAAAGAGCUCCCUCACAGACUGA